This is a messenger RNA of Thrips palmi, 4005 nucleotides long. RefSeq names its product plasmanylethanolamine desaturase (gene Kua). Bases 596 to 1450 code for a protein of 284 amino acids. The transcript has 5 exons. NCBI's taxonomy places the organism in Eukaryota, Metazoa, Arthropoda, Insecta, Thysanoptera, Thripidae. Gene Ontology annotation, molecular function: oxidoreductase activity. The record is from RefSeq and is a predicted model, not a curated record.
GCAGUGUGUGCGCGGUCGCGCGGUCUGGCCUGGCCUCAGUGGCGCCGACGAGUGGGCGGAGCGCGUGCGCGGUGCAGCCGGAGGGCGUCGUGAACGUGAACGUGUACGUCGUGUUGUGCCCUGACAAUGACGGAUGGACGCCGUGCCUUCAGUGCCGUCAGUGCCUUCCCCCGCCCUGCCCGCGCCGUGUCCACACUGUCCACGCCUCUGUCUGGUUCUGGUUAUCACCGCACAUGAGCCAUAGCCCCGGCACAGUCUCGGCACGGCCCAAGGCACGGCGAGCAGGCAGAGGCACAGGCCGUUUCAUGUUCAGCGGGGCAGGACCAGGACCACAGUCCCCGGGACCAGGACCAGGAGGACCGUCGCUGCCGCAGUCGUCCGACAGAGGCGGCCAGGGGACUCCGAACGAGGCCCGACCCCAAACCCGCGCUGCCCGUGCAGGCUGCACCAGCUAGCCUGCGGGCCUGCGGGCCCUGGGGGGAAGCCAGGGACCGGGACCGCCUGCCAGGCAGUGGCUGUGGUUGUCUUGCCUGGGGCGGCCUGGGGCGGCCUGGGGCCACGGCGGGGUGAGGACCCCGCAGCCCUCGGUGGCGGCAUGGACAUGGAAUCCCUCAAGACGGACAGGCACAUCCUGGAGAACUCCAUGCUUGAAGAUGACCCCAAUGAGAACUCAGCAUUGAGUCAAGAGGAGAAAAAUUUGCCACGAUGGGGUCCAUACCACAAGGGAGCACAGGAAUUGGCCAAGCUCUACAGCACAGGAAAAAGACGACAAGAAACUCUUAGCAUUUAUAUGUGCCUUAUUUUGAUGGCUGCCAAUUUUUUUUUCAUUUUAAGACACUUUCAAAUGGAACGGUGGACCACGGUAGUAUUUGCAGCUCUAUGCGGUAUAAUAACGGCAGACUUUGCAUCUGGUCUAGUUCAUUGGGGAGCAGAUUCUUGGUGCUCUGUGGAUCUACCUAUCAUUGGAAAGAACUUUUUGCGACCAUUCAGAGAACACCAUAUUGACCCAACAUCCAUCACAAGGCAUGACUUUAUCGAAACAAAUGGUGACAAUUUUAUGCUUACUAUUCCUUGUCUUGCCAGAAUGCUUUGGGACUUUUUAACAAAGUCAAAUGAAGAAGUGCAAAACACUUUUUCAUGGACAUGUUACCUCUUCCUCUUGGCGGUAUUUGUAGCUAUGACAAACCAGAUACACAAGUGGUCACACACGUACUUUGGUUUACCAUGGUGGGUCAUAUGGCUGCAAGAUCACCAUAUAAUUUUGCCACGCCUCCAUCAUCGCAUUCACCAUGUUGCACCUCAUGAAACUUACUUCUGUAUCACAACUGGCUGGUUAAACUGGCCUCUAGAAAAACUAAACUUUUGGCCUUUCUUAGAGUGGUUAAUAACUACUCUUACUGGGUACAAACCAAGAACUGAUGACUUCAAAUGGGCACAAAAGAGAGCUUAAGGAGUAAAUUACAAGUCAAGGAAGUUUUUUGUUUUCAAAUAACACAUUGACAUAUUUUUUUAAUGCACAAGCUUUACAAAGCCAAAGAAUUUCCUUCCUUUUACAGUAAUACAUGGUUAAUUUUUUAAUAUUGUAGUUUUAUCUCCGGCUAUCGCUGUUUAAUGGAAUUCUUUGGAUUAACUCCAGAUAUUUUAUAUAUAUCAAAGUUGUGCUUCAUUUCAAUUUUGUGUUUAGCCAAAGAAAUUUAUUUUGUGAUCUCCUUACAUACAUGUUCUCUGAAUUAGAUAAUCACCAGAGUAUUGUACCUAUAUUUUUUGUAGGUGCAAAGUGAUAAUAUGUUUUCAACAAAAUUAAUUUUUGUGACCUAAGUUGUGAGCCUAAGGAUACAAUUUGCUCAACAACAUAACAAAUAUAAUGUUCAAGUCACUAUUUAAGAACCAGCUGAAAACAUAUGGUUUGAAGGUGUAUUUGUUGCUCUCUGCUGCCUGACUAUUUGAGCCGUCCUGCCUUAGCAUAGUGAAGCGUUGUGUGAAAUAGUCGUCUGUUCAGACAAAGUCUACAAUGCGGUUUUAUUGAUAAAUGGAAUUUAUUUCCGUUCCUUUUUUCCUUAUUUGCACGAAAAAUUUCUGAAAAUAAUUAUUUAUUUUGAGAACUAAUUGGUUAUAAAUAUUUCCAUGCCACUUUCUUACGCUCAUGUUGCUUCUGCUUUUGGUUUCAUUGUUUGUCCCAGGAACACUUAUCAAUCAUCCAAGGUGUGAGAUGGAGAGAGAGAGAGAGAGAGAGAGAGAGAGAUGUAGAGAGAGUGAGUGUGAGUGUGUGUCUUGCCAAAGCAAAGUACAUUGUCUUAAUAUAGCUUAAUAAGGAAUGCAUGACAAGAUACCCAUUAUUUUUUGAUAUUAAACUUUUUCUACAAGGUAUGUGGGUUGUUGAAAAGCUUGCAUCAUCAAUGAUUCUGUAUCUGACACAAUGUAGAUUCUUCCCUUCCGAAUUCCAUCAUCUGAUUUGGUUGUUCCUUCCCAAUUCCUUCCUAUUUAUCUAAAUGCUUAACAAAGGGAUGAGAGCAAAAGGUAGCUACUUAAGAACAAAUUUUCUCUAAAGAUGAGAAUAUUAAUUUUGAUCUCCUCGGUAAUGUAAGUUUUGUGUCAUGGUGAAAUUACUGCUAAUGAAGUGACAAUACCAACACAAAACCGUUUCUUUUUCCACAAGGACUUGAAUAAUUUUAGUAUGACCUAUCCUUCUCAUAGGCACAAGUUUUUUUUCUACUAAGUACUGAAAGGGACAGUUUGUACUUUCUCAACAGUCCAGAGAGAAGAUUAGGUCAUUUUUGUCAAAAAAAUCUCACGAAGAUGUCACAAAACACGUGAAAAUGGUACAGUGAGGCACUUUUAUCAUGAAACAAUGUUGUCUUUGAGAGUUUUUCGUUCUUCUCAGGGAGACGAACCUGCAUUGUGGGACCAAUACAGUGUGAUUAUUUCCUUUGUAGAGAAGCACCCGCAUUGAUGUAAUAAUCCAUCCAUUAAGCAAUUUUAAUAUUAAAUGUUUGUCUUUUCAGACCAAAAUUCUUAUAUUACUUUCUUUGUCAGGUUCCCUCAUGAAAGUGCAGCAAGCAAAGAGAAGAAAGAAUGCACUUAUGAUACGGGCAGGCCCUAAUAUGUGUUGUGUGUUAGAUGAUUUUUGUAGCCACAAGUGUUCUAUGACACCAGUCUUUGGCAAUGUAAUCAGUUGAUAUUUCGCCUUGAUGUUUAGUUAAUGGUGCUAGUAUGUAGCGUUUGUAGCACCAAUUUGCAUCUCACACAUAAAUUAUAAAUAGGAACACCUUUAAAAAGUGGUCAGUAAGAGGUAAAAAGUGCAUAUGUAUUACCUGAAAAUUCAUUGUAUGUAUUACUCUAAGCUGUGAUAAUUUUGGGCCAUAGGAAGGUGCACUCAUGUGCACAUUGUUGUUUGUUGUAUAAAAAAUACUUCUAUGCCCAGUUCCUUAAAAUUACUUACACUUUUUGUUUGUCCAUUUCUCUGUAUACAAAAAAAUCUUUUCAAUCCAAUAAGAAGUAUGCACUACUAAAAUGUAAAAAAAAUUGUAACUUGUCCUUCGAAAAAUUUUCAACAAAGAAAAUUAAGGUCUUUACCGGCAGCUCAAUUACAUUAAUUUUUUGCCCUAGUAAAUGUAGUUUGUUUGGAUUUUCAUGACCUAUCAUCCACUAUUUUCUACUAUGAAUUUUGAAAAUUUUAAUUCUUAUACAUAUUUUACUUACGAGUCUGUUCUCAACAAAAAUCAAAUUUGAAAAACCAUUCUUAUACCAAUUAGAUUGUGAUGAAAUCAAACCUUGGGUAAUUGAUCAAAGAUAUAAGUUUUAAAAUACCGCAUGUUAAAUGCUUCUGGCACAAUAUUUUGAGCUUCCUUUGCUGGUUUGCAAGAGUUUAUCUAAGCGAUAGAGGGUAAAUGUAUUUAGUUAUGUUAUGUUGUUAAACAAUAAGCUUUGAUACAAUUUGCUUUGAUUCCGUUUUUAAAAUAGUUCAUCAUGAUGAAGAAUAUAUACAAUAAAGUUUGAACACAGGAA